Molecule: messenger RNA, 743 nt
Organism: Penicilliopsis zonata CBS 506.65
Lineage: Eukaryota; Fungi; Ascomycota; Eurotiomycetes; Eurotiales; Aspergillaceae
Exons: 1
Coding region: 344-685 (113 amino acids)
Source: RefSeq, a predicted model, not a curated record
UCUCCCAUGGCUGAAGAAAUGCUCCCGGAGUGGUUCAGAUGAGAAAAUCGGAGUCGGUCGUCGGGGUGGGGCGGGGUUAGUCUGACUGUUGAUGACUCUUUUUUCUGGGUUUAAAUCACGCCCUUCGGGGUGGGGCCAGCUGUUUGUCCGGUUUUGUAUGUUUGUCUGUUUUGCAGGGCAUACUGACUACCUGGUAUAUAAAGUCAACCCAGGAACUCUUCCUACAGCAAUGGAAAAAUAAGGCUUAUCAAGGUUCAAUCCAGCUUGAUCUUGUUCAAUCAUCAACUGUCGAUCUAUUCUCAAUCUUCAACCUGUUCAAUUCAGAUCUGUUGAUCUCUCUACAAUGCAUACCCUUUCAGUAAUGCCAGUCCGCUCCGUCCCUGACGACGGGGCCGACUUCCUCAAACGAGCCGAAGAACGUCGCAGGAAGGCAGAAGCAAAGGAAGCCAAGCGACUCGCCAAGGCACAGCAGCAGGAAUACACCCGAGACGACCAGUCCGUCAUGUCGGAUGCGACGCUCGUGGCCAAAAAGUCGUUUACCAAGUCUGUCCGUGAUGGUGAGUCCUACCCCCUUGCCUUGGUUAGUACUCUGUUCUUCCUUGCUAACGUUCUCUUGAUAGCUCUCUCGAUACGUGUGACUCGGAAAAAACAACUCGACGGAACCGAAAAGCCAGACCUCGUCUGAUCGAUUCAUGGGAUAUUUCAAGUUGGUAUGGGAGUUAUUUGGAUCUUGCAGCGGAUAC